Messenger RNA from Ectocarpus sp. CCAP 1310/34, 2294 nucleotides. Lineage: Eukaryota; Phaeophyceae; Ectocarpales; Ectocarpaceae. The record is from the annotation of a GenBank genome assembly.
AGCAGUCUUGUAAGAAUCCAGCUACCUCCACCACCAUGAAGUUUGAGAUGGCUGCUACAUUGGCGUUGGCCGCGGGCUCUUCGGCGUUCGUUGCUCCCUCCGUUCCCUUGAACACCCGCGUUGCUCCGUCGAGCGCAUCCUCGAAGACGAGCAUGAUGGCGGGAGAGCGGUCGAAGUCGCUGCCUAUGCUUCCCCAGCCUCCUCUGGUAAGAAGGGCGAUAACCGAGGGACUGAAAACUGAAGCAGAUAUGUACGAUGUGUUCGAUGAUUUGGGGACAAUGCUUCGGGUAUGAGUGUGUCGCUGCCGGCAUGCACGUACACCACCUGCGCUAUCGUGUUUCCUCUGUCUGGUUUGAAUACGACAGCAGGAACAACAGCAGCGUUUUAUGUCGAACUUGAUACUCUCACUUGACGACCCUAACACCGGUAUCAAGCGUUAGACCAAUGUCUCGACCCAUGCCGCCCGUUCGUCAGAGACAUAUCUCUGCGGACAAAUCUUGCUCUCCUUCCCAAGGACACAAGACAACCAACCUCGAAAUUAUCUUUUUGGAUCAUGAACGAAAAACUUGACCAUCCACACGUCAUGCUUUCUUUUUCCUACAAAAGAGACAGAUGGCUGAAAUGGGAACGGCAUGCCGUGUAUGUUUGAAACUGGGCAUGAUAAUUUCUCGUGCCUUUGUUCCUCUGGUCACGCGCACCCUAGACAGGAAUGCCAGUUGUCAGCCACCACUCCUUCUGUAUUCCCCACUAUUGAUGCCCGCUACCCACUAUGCACCCCAUUUCGAGCGCAGCAGCGGGCGGCAACAUCUUCGCCGAUGUGCAUCUAUCUGCGUGUCCCCCUUUUGUGUCGCACGUGAUGUAGCCUCCAGAUGUAUGCAUAGGAUAUCGCUACUUCAUGCACGCUUGCGAAACUCCUCUUCCGCCGCAAGCUCUCUUGUCAUGUGCUGGUUCAUUUGUUUGUUAGGCUUCCGGGCCACCGACUACUAGAAAGACCGCAUGCAUGUGCCUAUCUCAACACAGAUCCUGCGAGCACGAACACGUGCUUGUGGUUACCUACUUCGGUGCGUGGAAGCGGCUCUGCUGUUGUAGCGCCAACGCAUGACGGACGCAUGUAUGAACGCAGCCCCCCUUGCCUUCGCCAGUAUAAUUGUAUAUAUGGCGAGAACCCUGUUGACAUCCUCAGUGGUGUUAUCUUUGUACAUGCCGUUUGUCGCGUUGCUGGGCGAUGAAUAACAAGCUUGUGUAGCUAGCCCGUGUAUCUCAAACAGGAAGGAGAGUUGUGGUCAACCAGCCUGUAUCACAGACUUUCAACGUGCCUGAUAAGGUUCCCCAACGAUUGUGGCGGAGGUGUGCUGCCGCCGGCACUCGUGUUAGUUGUGGUCGUUGCUUGUGGGUGACCGACCCUCUUGAGGAAGACGUUAGCGUUGGCGUUAUAUGCGUAGGCCGCCGAAGAGGGCGCUUGUAUGGCAAACCUGGAACACAAAAUACAAAUCCCCAUGUGCUGAUUGGUCUAUUUUGUCGGCGCGUAUCCUUCAUGUGCUGAAGUGUUUGUUGACUCCUGCCUGCUGGGCAAGACACCGGCAAUCUCAAGCCAGCCUCUCUUGUACUGUACGUACGCACAAUUUUUCCAGCGGAAAUCAAUCGAGCUGCAUAACCACCACAAGGAAAUGCCUCAUCUUCCUCCCUCUUGCCCACCUACACUGGGCAGUCAGACAACAGAAAGUUGAAAUCGUGUCUCGCACCACUCCGAAUCUGCCCACACCAUUCUGGACUGUUUUUCAGGCAACUGUUGACGGCGUCCAUGCGCUUGCCCUCCCCCCUCUCCCCACUGAUGCAUGCACAUCCCGAUCGACCUGUUUCCUAACAUCGACAAAUCAGCAGCAAGUGAUACGCAUAUGCGCGCGCGGUUGUUUUCUAGCGUGUUUUUCACAUAUCUUCCCUUCUUUUUUUUUGCGCCUUCCCCUCUCGCCUCUCAUCUUCUGGCUACCCGUUGACAUCAUGGUCUGCGUUGGGCUCGGCUGCUGGCGGCGCGUUUUCCUGCCACACCGGCUGCUAUUUCCCGUGCGGAUUGGGGGGGGGGGGCCUGAUCCGUCGUGUACUCCAAUCCAUACCGGGUUCCUGGGAAAAAACGGACAAUGAAUCUAUGCCUUGUUCGCGUGGCGAAAACAUCAAUUUCAACACACACCGACGCGCGAAACGCGCGUCCUGCUUGCCUGGACUUCUUGCACACAACGGCGGUGUGUUUCUCACAACAUACACUGAAUCUACAUGAACGGGGCGGAACCAAAAAAAAA